Messenger RNA from Rhopilema esculentum, 13047 nucleotides. The record is from RefSeq and is a predicted model, not a curated record. NCBI's taxonomy places the organism in Eukaryota, Metazoa, Cnidaria, Scyphozoa, Rhizostomeae, Rhizostomatidae.
ACAGCUUAUAUUAUCAGCUCUGAUUUGAAUUUCGUAAAAAAUUUACACCAGCCUUAUUUCAAACUUGAAGAAAGGAAUAUUCGAUACUCAUGCUUAUUCUGUUCUUCAUGAGCCUAGAAUUUAAGUAUUUGAAAGCAGUGAUCUUUGAAUUAGAACAAUGGCACUAGCAGUUUAAAUGGAAUUAAAAAGGUGUUUUUUGGGAUAAUAAGUUGGACUAGCAUUGUUAUAACCUCUCACAGUUUUAUCCUUGCAAUUGUUAUGAGCUGCUUUUUUUGUCAAGCAGUCUAGUAAACUGCCUUUGAAUUUGGAAUCCAGACACAAGAAUUUUACAUGAAAUAAACUACCAAGUAAGUGUCAACAGGUCAAUAAAAGAUUUUAUUAACAUCCAGUUGUUCUCAUGGUGACUUGUCCCCAUGAUAUAAUUUACUAAAUGCCUGGAUUGAAAAGAAUUGACACAUAUUGCCAGACUUGGAUGGUUCAUUGCAUUUAACUACUUCUGGUUGGAUAUGAAAGUGACUGGAAAGCUUUAAAACAAGAACUGAGAAUCUGGAGACUUGAAUUUUUCCCAUUGUAACUUUUCAUCAAUUUCCUUUUUGUAAAUGUCAUGUGUUUAGAAUAUGGCUGGCUACCUUUAAAUUUUUGCCCUUUUUAUUUCCUGUCAUCAGAAUGGAGGGUAGCAAGCAAGAAUGCAUAGUGAGAAGAAAAGCAGUUUGUAGUAGCUUUAAAGCUGCACGUAAUGCCAGUUUUGAAAGUUUUUUGUCUCCAUUUAAUAAAUUUGAUGCUGGAUGGUCAUUCAUUAGAAACCAACUCAACCAUAAAACACAAAAUUCUCAUACUCUUAUGAAAUUUGGUCUUCAGGUUAAGUCCAUUAAAAUAGCAAUGUUUUCCCAUUUUUAUGUGCAUGUCUCUAUGCUUUGCAAAAUUAUGGGCAUCAAAAGUUUUAAGGGUAAUGCAAUCAAUAGGCCAUCCCCCAACAUAAAAUACAAUUAGCCCUCUACCUUCAUCACGUGGGGACAAGGAAGGGCUUAUUUAAAUGGAAUUUUAUUUUCCCAUUGAAAAUAGGAUUUUCUAAGAAAAAAUUACACAAGUGCUACAAAGUUUAAAUGCUUUAUUUUGGCAUGUUCAAUUUAACUUCAAUAAUACGCAUAAAAUGUCUUGUUAUUUUAAAGUUACAGAACCAUCAUUGGGUUUUUCUGGGUGAGUCACACCCCCCCCCCCACACACACACACACAUUCAACCCCAAUGCAACGGUCCUGGGUUCCUUAUAAUGUGGUUCCUAAGAACGCAUAGCCAUAGAGCACAUUAUUCCGUUACGUCAUAGAUUGGGUACAGGGGUACCGUCCUAAAAAGUUAGCUAUGGGCUGUGCUGUAAGCAACUUAGAAGCCACACCUGAGACGACGCCCACAAUCACGCCAUAUGUAUUUGCAUUUGCGUUAGGAUUUUCUAUUGUGUAACCUCCAAACAAUUCACCGGUUCAAAAAGAUGAAUAGGAAUUUGCCCAUUUAUCAACACAAAAUCUCCAGCAUGAUAAAGGUUGCUAUUUGCCAACAAAUAAUACGUCCAACCUAACAUGAGUUCGCUGGAGAGAAGACCCCAAAAUCUCUCUUUUAGCAAAAAUUUUAGCAAGGGUGUUGAAAGCCCGAACCCCCUCCGGGAUAGUCAUGUGUGCAGUAGCGUAGCGAGGGGGGCAAGGGGGUGGAAAGGGGUGGAUUAAGCGUGGGGGGGGGUGUAGCGGGGUAUGACACCCCCAGUUUUUCUGUGUUAUUCGGUAAAUUUUGCCAACGUUUUAAACACUGCAAGCAAACGACUGUAAGAAAUAUUCUGAAAUGUAUUUUAAACCUAUAUAAAGGACGUGGUCGCAAAAAUUUUCUGCUUGCUUCGGUCCCUGGGGACCCUAUUCUAUACCUCUGCAGAAUGUUUUACAAUUUUCCCCCGUUUUAGGGUUUAUAUAGAAAAGCCAGUCACGUUCUUUAGACAUUCCUGAUAAAAUAAUAAAACUAAAAUGCUAAAGCGCUUCAAUCUUUAAAAAAACUGGAUUCUGAAAUGCUGGUCGGGGAUUUUGCAGAUUUGCUCCAAAGAGAACGGAUUUAGUUGAAACUUUUUAAUACUGUUUAUUAUUUUUAGAUAUCAGCUCACAACUUUGGAAAAUCAGUUUUUAGAGCCACAAAAGCUACACAUGACGGUUAUUGUGUUUGAUUAGCCAACCAUUGCCAUGUAAAAUGUUGAUCAAAUGCAAUUUUAUCAAAGUUAAUUUCACGAGGGUUGUUGUAAAAUUUAAUUUUCUGGGGUUUUAUCUUUAUCCGUAUUUUUACCCUAUUUGGGUGUAAAUUAUCAUGCUUUCAUUCUUGUAGUACGUCCUUACGUGCUGUUUUCGACGCAUUUGGGAAAUAGGGUAGUAGGAAAGGAGUUCUUUAUUUUGUGUUUCUACACGGAGUUGUUGGUCCCUUGGCUCUGGCGAGGGUAUUUUAGCGUUUGGGUGGGGCUUAUCAUGCUUGUUGGUAGGCGCUUUCAACGCUGUUCUCUUUUCCCGUACCCUCCCUCCCCUUUUGGUAUCUAGCAAAGGGUGUUUUCUUUUUCAAAUCCUUUUUAAUUCUUUCGUUCUCUUAGGGGUUGGGGCUUAUCUACAUAACAGUAUUUUUUAAAAAGGUCCUGUUGCUUUUUUAGUUAAGAGUGGAUCCGGCAUUUUAUUCUGUCAUAUUUUGUUUUUCCCUCUCAUACCCUAUGUAAGGUAGGACUAGUGCAUCGGCUCCCUGUUUAGGAAAAGUGAACUUUUCUUGUCCAUUCCCUCCCCAGAACUUAAAACUGCUUGCACUUGAGUUAAUCAAGCUAUAUCUAAAGUUUAGGGUUUUUCUUUAGGUUAGGUGGAGCAACUUGUGCCGAUGCACCAACGGCAACGUUGCUCCCCGUGAUGAGGGAAUGUAGCCUCAAUGCUCAGGGGGGGGGGGCACUCUGCACAUAGACAUACGGGGGGGGGGGCAAGUGCAAGAAAUUUAAAGGCCACCCAAAAAUAUCAGCUCAUUUUCAAUAAGACCCAAAAAUAUCAGUUUUACUUAUAUCUUGUACCCAAAAAUGUCACAAAUUGGAAUUUUGGGUUAGAUAAUAUGACAUAGCUGUAAUUUAUAAGAUCUGCAAUUCAAAAAAGCCGUAAAUAGUUGCAGUUGCCAUUACCACACAUGGAGCAAAUGUUCAAUUUGGAUAUUCACGACAAUUGAAACUAUCUCUAGCAUAUUUCGUGCCAUAUAAAGUUUACAGUGAGUACAAAAAGUUGCAUUAAAAUUUCCAAAGAGUAUGGUAACAUGACUCCCGACGUGACUUGAAGUGGGUAAAAUAAACCUCAGCGAAUUAGAUCCAUGAACAAUACAUUUGAUUCGGAUGUGGAAAUCUCACGAAUACCCAAAAAUAUCAGUGUUUCUAAAUUUGAUACCUAGAAAUAUCAGAAUUGUAUCUACUAUUUUCGCAGGACCCAAAAAUAUCAUUUCUGACAAAUAUUUAACCCAAAAAUAUCACUUGGCAAACAUUUGACCCAAAAAUGUCGGACCCGUAUGUCUGUGUGCCAAGUGCCCCCCUGGGCCUCAAUGUCUGAUUUGAUGAGGGAUGCGGCAAUAUUAUUUCUGAGGGAGCUAUUUUCAUCAACUUGAAAGAAUUCCUCUGUUGAUUCUUAUUUUCCCGGGGGUAAACCCCUGGACCCCUGCUGUUGGAUACCUCUUUGAACCUCCAAUCUUCCAACCCUGGCUACGCACGCCUACGACACUCCCUAUUUUUUACACGGAAUUGCAAUCAUUGCAGAAAUGAUGUACGUUUCAAAACGACGUGCGUAUGUGGUGCUCUACUGCUCUUGUGUCCGAAGUAACAAACAACAACAAUCAGACAAUAGGGCGACUUGACUAAGCGCGGACGUGACACACAUCGGCUUCUACUUGAAAUUGAAAAUUAGCACAAAUAAUUUCUCCUCUCGAAACAAGGAAGAAACGUUCUUGCUCAACAAAUUUUGCAUUUAGGAAAGCCCAUUAGACAUGCUGUCAACAAGGCAGGAAUGGCAAAUUUCAGGAUUGGAUACUACUAAGAAAAGGCGUAUUGCUUUAAUAGCUGCACAGCUCAUAGGUGGGAUUGUCAUUGCUAUUGCUGGUGGUGUAUGCAUUGGAGAAGCAGCAAGUAGCUUUGCAGCGCCAUAUGGAGUUGGAUCAGUGUUUGCUGGAUUUAUUACAACGUUUGUUUGCUGCAUUGGUUUAAAUACACUUCGAAGUUAUGACAAUAAAAAAUGGCUUAUAGCUCAUUCCAUUGGAUGCAUUGUUGCUUUGAUUGUGCAGUUCAUUGGGCUUGGUCUUGCCAUCAAAGAGACUACCAGAAAGAGGGAGAACUGUAGGUGGCAGCUGUUUUCUUUGGAUUGUAAAGAGUACAACACCGCCCCUGCCAUUGCUUUAUGCAUCCUUCUACCCAUAGUCAUCUGUAUUACAAUCUUUACAUUGGUCGUGCAGAGUAUGGAUGCCAAGAAUGAAUCCCAGUUGCAAGCUUCUAGAGCUACGCAUGUACAAUACCCUUCUGGAGCAGGAGCAGCAACGGCAUCACCGUACCCCACAACCUAUCAAACUGGCAAUUAUCAACAGUCUUACCCGCAACCAGGGCAACCAGCAAUGACUACUGGGUAUCAGCAAACCGACACCUAUCAACAGCCUCCAUACUCACAACCAGGGCAACCGGCAAUGGCAACUGGGUAUCAACCGACUGCACCACCAUACUCGCAAGAUUCAACAUAUCCACAAGGCGCCCCUGCUAAUGCUUUCUCCUCCACACAGCCAACUAUGCCGCCAGUUAUAGAUCCAAACGUCCCUCCACCUCCAACUUAUAAUGAAACUUUUGGCUAUGAUAAAAAGCAGUGAAAAGGAAAGUCAGUAUGAAUUUUUAGCGGUCGUGCAUGGUAUUUGAUAGCCAUAUUACGCAAAGGUAUUAUAGUAGCCUUGACCUUCGGGGAAACCAAGCCAAAAAUCUCCGAUAAUCUUAUUUGCUUAUUCACAUCCAUCGCUUAGUAUUAAAAUUCAUUUUACAUUCAUACCGCACUAAUACCCCUGGCUUCUUUUUAGAUCUCUAUUACAUGUACUAUUGGAUAAGAACGAAGUAUGUUUGUUAUCAAAAUGGUAGAUUUAUAAUCAAUUGGUAUAAAUGCAUUUUAUCAGAUACUCUUCGUUAUGUUGCAAUCCUAGAAGUUAAUAAAGUAUACAAUUUCGCUGCGUAAAGAAUGUUUUGAUAGUGAAUUAAAAGUAAAAAGAAAUAAAUUUAGGGUUUAAAUGUAAAUAUUGUUUUAAUCAGGGUUUAAAUGUUUUUAAUUUUUUUAAGAUAUUCACCAUAGAAUUGCACUCCUCACCCGUAUUAUAUCUUUUCUAAACUUUUUCUAUAAAUUAGCUGUGCUUUACUGAAUUCAACAUUUGCGUAAUCUUAUUAUCGCAUUUUAACGACAAUGUUUUUUGCGGGUAUUUAUUGACAAAGUUUCAAUUUUAUUUACUCAUGUUAAUUUUGUCAAGUCUACAGGACCUCUCACAAUAAAUGAAUGCAUGGGGCUUUAUAUGAUAAUUUUACAACCGAAAGACAGCUGAUUGGCUAAUCCAAGAAUCCGUUUGCAAUAAAAAUCCCUGAUACUUCAAACCAAAGUUUUAAAUCCGAGAUUAUACAGAGUAACAUAGCUAUAGAAUCGACUGUUGUCUGUCGUAUUGUUGGGAAUUUGUUAAUCAACAUGCCCUUGCAUGAAAGGGUGACCAAAAAUGAAAUUCUAUUGCCGGGUAUAAUACUGUGCAAUAAAAUGUUAGCUGACGCGCCAAAAGCUGAUGGUCUGAUCAAAUCUUCCGAAAGCAAUACAAAGUUGCCUAAUUUGCAAGUGACACAUGCCUCAAUUGACAAUAACUUGAAUGAAGAGGGUGAACUGAAGAACAAGCGCAAACCAGGUAGCAGCAAGCAAAGACAUGAGGAUUUAAAAAAGUCACUGGAAUUUGUGAGCAUCGUUGAUAAUCCACCAACAGAACUGAAGUUUGUAUCAAAAACCGAUGUGAGGGGAUCACAACAGGCAAGCCAUGACAUCUGCACACGUUGGCUGGAACAUAUUGCAAGAUCCAUGCACGAACAAAUAAAAGAGAACGAAGCACCCUUGAUGUUCUCAAGAGAACAGGAACAUAUGCAGCAUCGGAAUUCAGAAGAGCAAGUCGAAUUAGAGGAACAUCAAGCUAUUUUCGAGUUGGUGAGUAUGACAAGUGCAGAUGUUAGCAUGGCAAAAAGUUUUUCCGAAGAGGUUCUACUCCAGCCUAGAGCAAAUUUAAGUAAAAACAGCAAAGAUCUAUUGAAAAUCCCUAAAUCUGGAAGAAAGACGUCUGCUGGAAAUGUUUCACUUCAGGGUCCUGCAAGGAUCGCGGUGGAGAAUGAUGAUGUGAAAGCUGACAUAUUUAGCAAAAAUAGUUCUUGCCUUAAAACAGAUGAAAGUAGCUGUUUGGAGUUUGUUGCUCGUAGAAUGGACCUGGUAAAGAGGCAAGAUGUGUCGACGAAAAAAACGGAGAGGCGAAGUGCUCAAACAAGAGGGUCCUUUGAGUAUGACAUAACAGUAAAUCUUUUCAAGGGAAGGAUUUAUAAGGGACACAAUUGUGAAGAUGCGAGUCAGGCUAGAAGUCAAGAAAAGAAAAAAGUCUGUGGUAGGUUCGAAAAAAGGUUUAAAUCUGCACCCAAAGAGCGGAUAACUGCCUGUCAUGAAGAUGUUUUGCAGGCAAACAAAAUUAGAUUGUACCCUUUUUAUGAAACAAAGUGGAACAAAGGAGAAACCGGCGAUGAGAGUGCAAAGCAGUGCAGCAAACUGAAUGAUAAGGUAGACCUUUCACGUCAGCUUAGAUUCGAAAGCAAAAAGGCUUUUACACGAGAUGAAAGGAAAAAUGAUAUUAAUGAAAAUCUUAAAGUUUCAUCUCUGCAACUGACAGCAAAACAGCGAACGAAUGAAUAUCCAGAAAGUGGAAAAAAGCCUGAAAAUAGAGAAGAAAAAUCGGCCGAGUCAGAGAUUAAAGUGAUGAAGAUACUGUGUCCUCAAAAAAGUAACUUGGAAGAGACUCAGGGUGACUGUGAAGAUUUUCUGCAAUGUGGUCUUGAUUUGUACAACCUUCUUACAAUGAACUCCACUUCACUACGAGAAACUAUGCUGUUGUUAGCAAGAGUCACAGCCAGCUCCCAGUUGCUUUCCAACCAGCAGAUUUUGCAGUUAAUAGAAAAUGGUGACAUAAAUAUUAGUAGAUUUCUCAUCAUAAAGAAGCUUCUCCUUGCAGUUCAUCCAUUCAACACUAAAACGAUAUCAGGAAGUUUUCUGGUGCGCCCAAGGAAAGAAAUACUGUCGCUUCUUAAUGCAGUGUUAGAGUUUAUUGAUCGCUGUGAAAAGAUCCUGAAGCAGGAGAAAAGGGCCUCUUUCUUAGAGGCUCUGAACGAUUUCGACACUGGUAUCGACUGCAUAGAACGGGGUGUUGUUGUUGGAAAAAUGCCGUCGAUUUCCGUCACUGGAUACAACCAAGGCUGCAAGAAUAGCCAAACAGUUGUAGAUGACGUUGCAAGCCACAAAGAGAAAAAGAAGAGAAUAAAUCUUUUAAGAUCAAAGAAACUACGUAUAAAAAGAGAAAACACAGAAGAAUAUUUGGAAAGAAAAGCGAUUUCCAUAGCAUCGUUGCGGAGGAGCAUUCUUGUAAACGCCAUGGAUUUGGCUACAAAUAAUGGAUGGAGAAGAUCUUAUCUUCUACGAAGAAGAUAUCUACCAAAAAAGAAGAAAAUGAAAUCUCUCUGCCUAACCGGAUUUAAGCAUGUGAACACAUUCACAGUGAAGAAAAAUUCUCAGAAAAUACAUAAUAGAGAGUGUCAUCCUCUUGAUACCACACCUCCCUCGAGGAGUUCCGUCAGUACUUCUUUUGAUUCAGGAGAGCUGCAUGACUAUCACGUUUCAAAAGAGAAAUCAGUGUUACAUGAACUUCAAGCAAAUGGGGAUGAUAAUCAAGAGCAUUGUGAAACGCAAGCACAUGAUUCACAAAAUGCUGAUGUAGAAAAGGAGUCAGGGGAAAAUUUAUUAAGAAAACAGAGACGGAGAUCUCGGGGGACGAAAGUUUGUGAGUUCUUGAAAGGAAGAAUUAGCUCAAAGCUACAAAAGAACUUUGAUUUGUAUCCCAAGAUCCAGAGGCUAAUGAGCUCUUUACACGAUAAGACUGAGAGCAAAGAUGACAUCAAGGCAUCGAGAGAUGCAAAGACCGAUUAUAUUUCACAUUUCAAAUUGAUCGAGCCCAAUCGCUAUGAGAUGUAUUGCAAGGCAUUUGCUAAAAUGGACAAAGAAGACAAAGGAUGGAUCUCACCUGACAUGGUGAGAAUGACAGUGAGAUUUGUGGACAGCGUGGCUUCUUGUUCUACAAAGUUCAUUGAAUAUGCUCUUACGGUCCUCGACGCACUCCUUGUGCCAAAGAUAACACUCAAAAUGUUUUGUGUGAUUUGUGGGGUGUUGGAGAAAAUGCUUGAAGGAGGAGCUGUUAUCAGUGAUGCGGUUGGCGCUUUGAAUCUCCUAAUGAGCGAGGGAAAAAUAUUUUGGUAUAAGAGCAUGUUUUACGAUUCUUCGGAGCUGGACAAAAAUUUUGUCGGCCUAGAGACAGUGAAAUUGGAACUUUUUGCCGGAGGAAUUGGAAAAGAAGAGGAACAGCAAAUAUCAGAAAAGAUUGUUGACAAGGACAGUAAUAAAAUAUCAUAUUUGGACUUCAUUGCCUACAUUCCACUGUUUAUCGCGAUUCAUGACAAAAUUUGUGCAAAUGCCUUUGAAUAGAGCCAAAUGAACAAAAUUAUAUUAAACUGAUUAAUAUAUUUACUGAUAAUGUAAUUUUAGGCAUCAAAAUAGUCAUUUAAACAAGGUAGUUUAUCAAGGUUGAAUCUGAAGUUUUGAAUCAACAUUUUGAAAUCUUGAGGAUCUCAUGUGAAGUAUUUCUCGCAGAUUUUUUAUCACGUAUUGUUGCAAGUUAUAGAGGUUGACUUUAUGUGAAAGGGACAUCGAAUUGACUUGCUGUUAAUGAUACUGAAAGACACUUUCAAUACAGCUUACAAACCUGCCUAUAAUCAAGCUUACGUUAGUCUAAGUAACAUGUUGACAAUAUUCACAUAGUUCGAAAGGAAUGCCUACUUAAUUUUAUGAAUUCUGCUUCCAUAACAGUACGUGUAAAAUGUGAUCAGUAGUUUACCAACGACUAAAUGUUAUUGAUUCAAGAUAAUCUUUUCUUGUUACUUUUUGUUGAUUAGCAUGUGAAUCUAGAUUUUAGGUUUAACUUUUAGAUAAAAUGGACAUUAAAUCUAAGUAUUAAAACUUUUGAGAUGGUAUGAAUUAAGAUGAAGGUGCUGAUAUUUAAAAAAUGCAGGUUUUACGUUUGUAAAUAAAAUGACAGAUAGAAAUUUGUUUCAAUUUGCCUUCAUUUCAUGUAAAUGUUUGCUGCCUUAAUUAUUAUGUAAAGUCUAAUGUAAAUUGCAAUUGUUGAUAUUCAUUAAAUGUAAAGAUUAUGUAUUGCAGACAAAUAGUAUUUAAAAUGAAUGAUUCAUUCGUGCAGCAUCUUAUGAAAAUGAAAAAGCAGAAGAACUUAACAUGCAGAUUCAAAGCCAAUACUUACAGGUUUGAAGAAUACUGCCAACAACAUUGCUUUUCCAUUUAUGUUUAACGAUAUAAUAUUUUCUGUUCUUAUACGUAACUAUCAUUUCAAAAGCACAGUGUUAACAAGCUUUGCAUAGACUUAAAGUUUCUACCUGAACAAGAAUUGUACAAUUUUCUUAGCGUCACAAUCUUUACAGCAGUGUCCCAUCAAAAUCAAAGACAACUUAAACAAACCUUAUCGUUAGCGGCCUUUUUCUUCAGAGUAUUAUUAACUAAUUCUACUAAAUUUCCUUUCUGUGAAAUUCUUCCUACAUCCUUGUGAUUUCUUCUAAGUCGUUUCGCUUCUACUGCGUGAAAAAAUCUGGACCAUGAAACGUCGCUUUAUUUUCGGGUUUCGAUAAAUCCAAAUGACUGCAUUGAGAGUAGAAUUGGAACAGACAAAGAUUAUGCUCCAGAAUACGAUCAAAGCAACUAUAUCUCUGUAUUUUUCCUUCUUAUUCUGGUACAUGUAAGACCAUGUGAUACUGGAUAUAAAAUACGGAAAGUAGCUGAUAAUUUGUGCAGUUAUUAUUAAAAGAAUAGUUUUUGCAAGUACAGCAUCUGCUCUAACCUUUGGAGAAAGCCCUUGUCCCUCAAGAUUUUUCGUCUUUAGAAUAGACUUCAUUUGCUUUUUUAUCGACUUUAAGAUCAAUAUAUAGUUAGACCAUAUAAAAAACACAACGAAGGCGUCAACUGUUGACAUUGUGAAGUCAAAAAUAUGAAAUGUCCUAUUUAUGCUUGCAACCACAGAAGUUGAUGACACAGCCAAAGCAAUGACCAAGUUAAUGACAAUAAGAACAGUUGCUCUUCUUCCAGUCAUCAAGGAACUGUAUUUUCUCGAGUGUUUAAUGUGUAUAUAUCGAUCUAUAGAUAUGAUCGCGAGCAUAACGCCGGAAAAAUGGCAGCAAGAAAAUGAAAAUGCUUGGGUAAAUAGUUCAGCUGUACAAGAAAUAUUGCCGUGAUACAUAAAGACUAUUGAUGCUAAAUAAAACGUUUGUCCAAACAGACCAACUCCAGUAUCGGAAAUGCUUAGGCAGACGAUAAACUUGUUCGAUAAUGUGUUGAGUUGCCCCGUAGUCUUCAAUGCAUAAAUUAAAAAUAUAUUUACCAAUAUGUUGCUUAUUGCGACUGCAGUAUUGACUGUCAUUAUAACAAUGAGAUUUCCAGGUGAAAUUUUGUCCUCAGUCGGGUAGGCAGUUUUACACCAUUUUGCAGGACCCAUCGUUUCAUGGUCUAGAAACAGUUUAUGUUGCAGUAGUUAUCGAACAAACGGCGCCAAAAUUGAAAUUGUUUUGUCCUCUCAGUUCAACAUGCAAUAGGCAAAAUUGGGUGUUUCUACAAACAACCAGUUGUUUGCAGGAUGUUUUCAAUCAGAAUGAUCGUAAUGUGUUAUAUUGUGUUGUGUUGUUCAGAGGCGGAUCCAGAGUGAGUUCCUUGGUGCACAGAACUCAGUCAGUUAUCCGACAUAUAGCUAAAAAUAGUGUUGCCUGAAACAAAUAAUAUUUAAACUAAAAAAGUGAAACCUAAAAAUUCCGAGUUUCAUCACAGUCCCUUCAAAAUCUUAAAAUUGAUAGUUUGAUGUAAUUCGUUCGCCCUUUUCGUUCCUUAUUCUCUGUCAUGGUUUUGAAACGAUUUUCCAGACGCUAUGGAGGACAACAGCAGUCAAUCCUAGAACUCGGAAAUGAACGUUUUGUGCCUCGGAAGAGAAUGAAUUGAAACAAUGGGAUUUUCGUUUCAAACACGGAUGGAACUCAGUCAAAAAUCUUUAAUCCAAAUUCUUUAACGCAUAAACUGAAAGAGAUACAGUAAGCAACAUCACUUAAUGGACAUUGUUUCUAUUUAUUGGUUAUUUAAUGCACAGUGUAAAAAUCUGUGAUUAUUCAAAGAUGUUAUAUGAUGGAAAGACAAGCAUUUGCGUAAAGAAAUCAUUAACCAUGUUCUAAAUGAGUCUUUUGGCGAUGUCUUACUCUGCCACGGCCAGACAUGAUGAGUUUCAAAACCAGAACAUUUGCAGGCUAACAUGUUUUCGUUCUUUAGAGGGUACCAAUAUUUUCAGCGAUGGAAUCAUCAUUUUUUGUGUCUGGAAUCGGAAUUGGCAUAUUUUUCUAGAACUCGGUAGUUGAUGGUCGGGAAUCUGGAAUUGGGCUGAAAACGUAGCGAAAAUCUGGGACUCAGGGGACCAUUUCGGUACCUAUUUUUGAUAUGCGAUAAAGAAAUAACAUUGACUUUUAGACCUUGAGGAAAAUAAACAUGUAAUACUUAAUAGCGAUCAUAGCAAGAAAUGGAAACAGAUUGAAAAUUUAUUAUCAAUUUUUGCAAAAAAAUCUACUUGUAUAUAGUGUGGAAACAUAUGAAUACAUAAAUUUUGCAUGAAAUACUUUAUGAAGAAAAUUCAGGUCAUGAAUGAAAUUUUUUUCAUUAAAUCAAAACAGGUGCAAUUUUAUCCUACCUCUCUUUCUUGAUUGUAAUUUCGCAUUUUUGACACCAAAGCUUUUUAGUUCCUUGGAAUAAUCCAAGAAAAAUGUUUGGCUUUAAAGGUAAUCUUGGCAAAUUUCAAAGUAAACAUCGGCUAGAAAAACAUUUAAACGUCCACCAACUAUCAUUUGAAUUCUUAUUAGCUAUUUUUUAUUUCUACUCAUAUGCUUCAGAUUCUUCGAUGGUGCAAUUGGUAGAAUAUUUCUUUUUUGCAUGCAACAAAAAUCAACAUAUUUGAAAACAUCUGAAUUUUAAAACAGUUGGUGAUCACUAUUUUAUUUCUUGAAACAGCAACCACAAUUCUACUUCAUGUUGAUUCCAGGUGCAAGCUUUAAAAAGAAACAUAAAUUUCUAAAACUAAGAUGAAGAUUAAAAGAAGUGAUGUGAUUUGAUCGAGACGUCUUCCAAUACACUCAUUUAUAUUCCAAUUUGUGCAAUGUUUUGUCGAAUCCAACCUAGAAUCAAAACCGUAAACCUAUUUUGCUGACUGGCACAUUUCCAAACUUUGGAUAGAUCUUUUGCAGUAUCCUUCUCUCUUAUUUUACCAUUAACAGACAGCUCUAGCCAAUGCUGCCUGAUCUAAAGUAAUUGUUUUGUAAUAUUAAAGGCAGAUUAGUGUUGCGAAACAAAGCAAGCUGAAAAUAAAAGCGCGCGAAACGGAGAAAAACAGUUAAAAGAGAAUUUUAAAUACACGAUAACGAAGAAAUGAGACCAUUGAUUGAAGCAGCCAACACCGAACAGAACUUAAUGUCCACAAAGUCACUUCAUAAGAAGUACAAAGCAAAAUUGUGCCUCUUGUUACAACUUGCUUCCUAGUGCAAAGAAUCAUAUUGUUAGUUUUGGUUCUGAUUGUAGCUAGGUUUCAAACAUCCACUAUCCAUAAUUACAUACAAACAUCCACAAUUGCAGUGAUCA